AUGGCACAACAACGGUACAAAUUGGGGGAUUACUGUGACGAGACAGGAGCUCCUCGUGCUGUCAAUAUUCAAGUAAAAUGCUGUACAUUUCGAGACAAUGAGACGUACAUUGGCUUUGUAGAGGAAAAAUUAACCUGUGAGUACGAGAUCAAUGUAUGCUCACCUGUGGUAUGCGGACUUAUGCAGCGUGAUCAGUUUGUAUUGACAGCACCGACUUCUAUGAAGGAAGACGAACGUAUUGCAUUAACCAAGACAGUGAAAGACAUGUUUUAUCACGCAUAUAAUGGCUACUUGACCCAUGCAUUUCCACUCGAUGACUUGCAACCACUUUCGUGUCGUGGUGGGGAGUUUGAACUGGGUCGGUUGCCUAUGUUGACGUUAAUUGAUACAUUGGACACUUUAGCUGUGAUGGAAGAUGCAACGGAAUUCCGAAGAGCAGUGGGACUUGUGGUGGCAAAUGCAAAUUACGAUCUGGAUACUGAAGUGUCAGUCUUUGAGACGACGAUCCGAGUAUUAGGUGGACUCUUGUCGGCGCAUCUCUUUGCCGUGAAUACCGACCUGAAGCUGUUUCCAGAAGGUGGAUAUGACGAUGCAUUGCUACGUCUCGCUGUGGACCUCGCCGAACGGCUCAUGCCGGCUUUUGACACUGUGACGGGAAUUCCGUAUGGCACAGUGAACCUGAAGCGCGGAGUGCUCGCGGGAGAAACACCUAUUGCCUCGACUGCUGGUGCUGGAUCGCUCUCACUUGAGUUCACAAUGCUAAGCGUCCUUACGGGAGACCCUAAAUAUGCUGCUGCAUCACGAGGAGCUGUACGUGCGCUUUUUCAGCGCCGCUCGAGAAUUGGAUUACUUGGAAAGCACAUAAAUACGAUGACAGGUGAGUGGACUGAGUUAUCGUCAGGUCCAGGCACAAAUUCGGAUAGCUUCUACGAGUAUCUUUUGAAGAUGUACGAGCUUUUUGGUGACCGCGAAUCGUUAGAGAUGUUUGCACAAGUUUACCCAUCUGUGCUAGCUCAUAACAAGCACGGUGACUGGUACACUGACGUAUUCAUGCAUACAGGUUGUCAUCAUCGUAGUGUAAGCUCAGCUAUCGUCUUCGAGAGUCUUGCAGCCUUUUGGCCUGGUAUGCAAGUUGCUGUUGGUGAUCUGAGCGCUGCCGUGGAAUCUAUGAACUCGUUUUAUCGUGUCUGGCGCGACUACGGAUUUCUGUCUGAGCAGUUCAAUGUGGAUGUUUGGAAACCCGUGAAGUCACAGGGUGGAGGUGGAGCUCGGUAUCCACUUCGCCCGGAGCUGAUUGAAUCGACAUUUUACAUGCACGAAGCCACCAACGACUCGUCGUGGCUUCGUGCUGGUGCGCAUGUGGUUUAUUCACUUCAGAAGUACGCCAAGACUCCUUGUGGGUACGCAAGCAUUGCCGACGUUGAGUCCAAGAAGCAGGAAGACUACAUGCCUUCUUUCUUUCUAUCCGAGACGUGCAAGUACCUUUACCUGCUUUUUAACACAACGCAUUUCUUUCGGCGAGGGAAUUAUGUGAUGACCACGGAGGCCCACCCACUGCCGAUUCUUCCGACGAAGCUCGUUAGGCCUAUUUUGCAAGCUACCGACGCAAAUGUGAACAGCAGUAAAGUAGCACACGACAACCGAUUUUCACCCGAACGAAUCAUGCGAUGUCAGUUACCCAAGUUUUACGAGUUCAUCAAUUACUCCGUUCAUUACGAAGGCAAGGCCGUGGCACAAACACCGCGUUGUUCUCCGCCUGCGCCAUCGCCUGCUUUACUUCAAAAGGCCAUCAGGCCGGCGAUCGAAAAGUUAGCUGUGACUGCUUUAGAUGGCGCAAAGUCGACAACGACAACGGACGUGAAAGUGAAAUUUGUGGGUAAAGAAAGUUUAGCUUCAGAUGUGCCGCAAGAGUGGAUACCUGCACUCGAAGGGCAACUGCAAAAAAUCGGCAGUAAAAAUGUCAACGGUCAGUUGCUCGAGCAGUUACUGGAAGGGAGUUACGGUGAGUCAACACACCGUCAUCAGCCUGCGAGUGAACAAGAAGAUCAAGGUCUUGUUGUGCAGUUCUUAGAUGGUGGUAGCCACCUUGGAGAAUUUCGGGUGGAGCAGUUACCAGGUCGAUUGCGCGUAACUCGAGAAGAGACGGGUGACUGGAUUGAUGCUUCAGGUAUUCUUGGCGACAGCCACAUGAUUAUAGGGGUGGGAUCAAACGAUGGCACAGAGAAUGAUGCUAGUGCUGAUUCGUAUACUUUUGAGGACCCAAAAAAAACACAGAUUGAGCAACGUGACGAUUAUCACCUGCCGUACCUAUCAUGGAAUUACGUGUAUAAGGUUGAUGAUGAUCUGUCCUUGCCUGUCGACCAGCGGUGCUCAUUGCAUGUUCAAGUGGACCCUAAACCUUACCCAGGAGAGCUGCAACACAAGAAUGCGAGGCCUCAUGUCGAUAGAGUUGUGAAAGGCAAGCACAGCGUAUGGCUGACUGUUCCUUGCGUUGGUGCUGGCUUUGGUGUGACAAACACUUUUCAAACAUCUCGUGCCUUUCCGCAUAUGGAACUCAUCGUCGCUGAUCCUGUUAAUGCGUGCAGUGAGGGGCCUAAUUUGCCUCAACACAGCGUCCGAGGGAAAAUUAUGCUCGUUCAAAGAGGCGACUGUGAUUUUGAAGCGAAAGCGCAAAAUGCAGCUACGUGGGGAGCCUUAGGUUUGAUUAUCGCUAACACUGAAGACGACGAUCUCGUGAUGGUUAUGGGUGGCACUGAUGAGAGCACUGAGAAUGCUACUGUUGAGGUGUUGGAUAUCCCUGUCGUGAUGGUGCCUCAGCGUCUUGGCGAGUGGUUGAAGACCCGGCUUGCUGAAGCGCAGAUGUUUUCCUUGUCUCCUGUAAAAGUAAGUAUUGAGCUUACCGUGAGACACCACACGCACAAUAUCGACAGCGCUCGAAGGUCAAGAGGAAUCGCGGACGGUGGGUCAUUUCCUAGGAUAGAUGGAACUGCGGGUAAUAUGAAGGUGUAUGGCCCGUCGUGGGGUAUGGACCUCGCCACCAUUGGUGUGAACAAGGGAAAGAGCCGAAGAGAAGACGAUGAGUACCGGCAAGAAAGUUUCAGCAUUGCUAUCAUUGCCACGCCACCAUGA
Messenger RNA from Peronospora farinosa, 3129 nucleotides. The record is from the annotation of a GenBank genome assembly. NCBI's taxonomy places the organism in Eukaryota, Oomycota, Peronosporomycetes, Peronosporales, Peronosporaceae.